Molecule: messenger RNA, 752 nt
Organism: Portunus trituberculatus (swimming crab)
Lineage: Eukaryota; Metazoa; Arthropoda; Malacostraca; Decapoda; Portunidae
Exons: 3
Coding region: 246-752 (168 amino acids)
Source: RefSeq, a predicted model, not a curated record
CCUGAAUGUUUUGGUACGGCAACAAACCAAAACGCUUACCAUGUUGUUUGGCUCGCGCACCAACUAUUUAUGACAGUUCCACAAUUCGCUGUUUUGUGUUUGGAGCGCUCGCCAACCUAGUUGUCUGGCUUACCAAAAGGAUAUAAAGCGUCGGAAUGGUUGGUAGCCCCGCAUAGCUGUGGUUGGUAAGCGUGUGAGUGAAAACCUGGUGAAAACGUAAACAAUUUCGUUCAUCAGCUGAUAACAUGUCUCAAGGAAGAGAGAAGUCCACGUCGCUAACCAGCGACCAGAAAAGCACGCUGGUUGAUCUAAUCAACCAGUUCAGUGUUGUACUUGAUAAAAGUGGCAAUUACUCAAUGAUUGCAAAAAAACAGGAAGCUUGGGAGACAAUCACCAAGAAAUUCAAUGCAGUGCAUCCCUUCGCUGAGAAAAAAACUUCACUGCAGCUGAAGAGAGCCUGGGGAUACCUCAGAAAUAAGGUGAAGGUGGAAUAUGCAAGUUAUACGAAGAAAAAGUUUGCAACUGGAGGUGGUCCUCCACCUUCACCACCCAAAUUAAGUCCUUUGUUGGAGGCAACGGCAAAUCUGAUUUCAGAGGAACUUGAAUUGGCAGAGUUCCAGUAUGACAGUUCCUGUCGUGAUGUGCCUCUGCCAACAAAUCCAUUACCUGAGGCACCCAAAUCACCGUCACCUCAGCCUUUACAUCCAUCGUCACCUUUACUGGUCUUGCAUGAAGAAGAUUAUGACUUCUAG